Fusarium sp. VM40 is the source of this 2805-nucleotide messenger RNA. Lineage: Eukaryota; Fungi; Ascomycota; Sordariomycetes; Hypocreales; Nectriaceae. The record is from the annotation of a GenBank genome assembly.
AUGUCGGAAGCGACUACACGGACGUCCGCCUCGCGCGGCAGAGGCUCUGGCCGCGGCGGUAGAGGAGGUUUCGCUGGUCGCGGCGGCCGACGAACCAAUGGCGACAAGCCCGACCAUAGCACCACUGAUUCUCAGGGUGCAUUCGAAGACGAAGGCGACUUUGGCGAGCUUCGAAAGCAAUACGGCGAUAAGACUUCGGUGAUCAGAGAGAUGUUCCCCGACUGGUCUGAGGCCGAUGUCCUCUUUGCUCUCCAGGAAACCGACGGUGACGAGAACGAAGCCGUCACCCGCAUCGCUGAGGGUACAAUCUCGCAAUGGGGUGAAGUCUCAAAGCCUAAGAAGGCUUCUCGAGCUAAGGCUAAGGAUCAAGCUCCCGCACCUUCGAACGAUGCGACAUCUGCUGGGCCUCGAGCUACCCGUGGUGGCCGGGCUGUAUCUGAAGGAGGCCGAGGUCGAGGCCGAGCUACAGAGAGAGGAGGCCGUAGCACACGUGGCCGACCUAUCGCUGCUCCCAUUAACGGCGCUGGAAGCAAGGAGAACGCAACAUUGUCCAUUCCCACAGAGGAGUCAUCUGCCUGGGGCACUAAGGAACCCAAUGCGGAUACUCAAGAGGAAAAUGAGCCCGUUGCUGAACAACCUGCUCCCUCUGCCGAGGCCGCUAAGCCUGCUGCUCCCGCAAUGAAGACCUGGGCAAGCAUGCUCCGACAGACUGCUCCUCCCAAGCCUCAGCCCAAGCCUAAGGAGGCACCCGCCGCUCCCCAGCCAGCAGCCGAGACCGCUGAACCUGAAUCUGCCCCCGAACCUCUCGAACCCGAGUCCCAGGCUGUGCCCGAGCCCGAGCCUGAAACCGCCUCCCCCCCCGUUGCCGACGAAGUCGAGGAGACUACUCCUGUCGCCGAUACCGCUACCCCCGCCGAAGUUCCCCAAGUUACUGUAGAGCCCGAGGUUGCUCUUCCUCCCUCUAAGGAUGAGCUUACCGAAUCAAAUCUUGAACAGGUUGUUGACGAUUCCAAACCGCCUCCGGAAGGUACUGUCGCAAGCACGGCCGCUGACUCAUGGGACCCUCGACAGAACCCCGGUAGCAUUGUUGCUACACCUAUCUCAGCAGCUCAGCAGCAGCACGCCCCUCCCAGCGGCUUCGCCGCAACAGCUGCCAAAGCUACGGCUGAGCGAACCACUCGCUUGCCCAGCCACCACCACCAGCGACGUGUACUUGACCAGGAAGAAGCUGUGCGAAUGCCUGGCAACCGCGAGGUUGACCGAGCUGCUGUUCAGUUUGGAGCUUUCAGCCUGAACGGUGAUGAAGACAUUGAUGGCGACCGAGAGGAGCCUGAGACCAGAGCUCAGCCUCCCGCCGAUUCACCUGUCACUCAUCCUCGCACCUCGCUUCCUCCUGCCACCCAACCCGCCGUCCCCGACUCUUUCGCGCAGAAGCCCGCUUCUGCAGUCGCCCCGAUUGCGGCCCCCACUGCCCCAGCAGCUCAAACCCAGGCUCAAACCCAGGUGCCUGGCCAAGCUCCCGUUUCCAGCGCUCAGCAAUAUGGUCGUUUCGGCCAGGCUGGUGCUCAGGACACCAUGGCAGCUGCGCAGAAGCCACUGGAUCCCUUCAGCCAACAGAGUGCUCCUUCUUCUCAACCUCCCUUCGACAACUUCUCUUCGCAAACCUCUCAGGCCCAACAACCUGGUGGCGCUUUCAGCUCGGCCCCCAGCGACUACGCCUCUUACUACACCGCAAACCAACCCGAUCGAAACCCCUACAACUACUACGGCCAACAAUUCGGCCAGCAGGGAGGACAGGGACAGCAGGACGCCACUGCCUCCCAGCAGCGAUCUUUCGGCAGCUAUGGAGCUUCUCAGGCGGAUAACCUUAGCCAGUAUCCCCAGAGCGGCCUGCACAACCAGCCUCGAUUCGGUGGAAGUGCUGUUGAUGCUCAGAACAGUGGCAACAGUACUCCUAACCCCACCACACAGGCUGCUCAACAGCAGCCUCAACAGCCAGGCCAGCAGCAACAGCAGCCCGGCCAGGGAUCUCAGCCCCAGUCACACGGCCAGCAGUAUCCCGGCUACAACCACCCCUACUACAGCAACCCUUACUACCACCAGUAUUACUCUGGAUACGGCCAGGGCGGAUUUGGUCCAUAUGGAAAGGGCGGUAUGUACGGCCAGCCCUAUGGCAUCUCCCCCAACGCACCCUAUGACCAAGCUUCGUCUCCUGCUGGAUUUGGCCAGACUUCCCUCCACCGGGACAGUGGCCUUGGCUCUGGCCUCGGUGACUACGGCCGCGUUGCUACUACCCAGGCUGGCAGCCAGCCAGGCCUCGGUGGCAGCUCUUUCGGCAGUGUUCAUGACACCUUUACCCGCGGAGCCUCUUCUUUCCAGUCCCAGGGCCAGUCUUUCAACAGCCCUGGCCAACCUGGUAACGCCACAGCUGAUGAUCUGAAGCCUUUUGGCGAUUCUAAGGCUGCCUCCGGUCCUUCUCCCUCUCUGGGCGGAGCCCGUCCCGGAUCGGCCACCAACGCUCCUGCUGGACAGAGCGGUCUCCCGCCUCCCCAGAAUGUCGGUGGUUACGGCGGCUAUCCCAGCCACCUCCAAGGCCACGGUCUUCACGGCAGCAAUGCGUACGGCAUGGGCGCCAACGCUGGCGCCAGCCAGCACGGAAACAGCCCUUACGGAUCAUACGCACAGGGAUUUGGCGGUAGCGGCUACUAUGGUGGUGGCGGCGGCGGCCAGCAGCAGCAGCAACAACAACAGCAGCAGCAGCGAGGAGGCGGCGGCGGCGGCGGCUGGGGAGGCAACUACCACUAG